AGUUGAAGAUGGCAGAGCCUGAAAGCACCAUCAUAAACACCGAGGUGAAGCAGAAAGACCCCAGCAAGGCACUGGUCAUUGCGGUCACCACCAGAGCCAUCUUCAACCUGGAAGAGGAACACAAGCUCUACCUGGAGAAGGGCAAGGAGGAGUACACAAGGCAUCAGCAAGCCAACCAGGACAAGCCCCUGCCACCAGGCACAGCUUUUGCCUUCAUCCAGGCAGCACGGUAUGUGAAUGAGAAGAUCCUGGAGAGCAACCCACCAGAGAAGGACCUCUUUGACAUCCUGGUGCUCUCCAACAACAGCCCAGAGAGCGGCACACGCAUCAUCAACAGCGCCAAGCACUAUGGUCUAGAGAUCUCCAAGUUCUGCUUCGUCAGCGACGAGGACUCCACGCAAUACCUGAAGUCCCACAGGGUCAAGCUCUUCCUCUCAGCUGACCGGACAGAUGUCUGCAAUGCCCUCCGAAGAGGGGUCUCGUCAGCACUCAUCUUCCAGCAGGAGGUACAGGCCCCCAGCACCCCGCUCCGCGUGGUGUUUGACGGGGACGCCGUGCUCUUCUCCGACGAGACGGACCAGGUCUUCCGGGAGCAGGGGCUGGAGGGAGCAGUGCAAUACGAGCGGGAGAUGGAGGCUGUGCCCAUGGGAGAGGGACCCUUGAAGGCUUUUGCCAUGCACCUUGGGAAGAUACGCAAGAAGUUCAGCCAGGAAGAAUCCCCCAUCCGUACCUACCUGGUGACUGCCCGCAGCGGCCGGGACAUGGGCAUCCGAGCCAUCAAGACACUCCGAGAGUGGGGUCUGGCCAUUGAUGAGGCUUUCUUCAUGGAUGGGGCUCCCAAGGGCCCCAUCCUUGCCCAGAUCCAGCCCCACAUUUUCUUUGAUGAUGGCCUUCAUAACAUCCAGGGAGCUCAAGAUGUGGGGAUACCCUCUGCCUGGGUCCCUUCCUGCUGCUGA
Messenger RNA from Antrostomus carolinensis (chuck-will's-widow), 956 nucleotides. RefSeq names its product cytosolic 5'-nucleotidase 1A. The transcript is spliced from 6 exons. Gene Ontology annotation, cellular component: cytoplasm; cytosol. The record is from RefSeq and is a predicted model, not a curated record. Gene Ontology annotation, biological process: nucleotide metabolic process; adenosine metabolic process. Gene Ontology annotation, molecular function: magnesium ion binding; 5'-nucleotidase activity; nucleotide binding. NCBI's taxonomy places the organism in Eukaryota, Metazoa, Chordata, Aves, Caprimulgiformes, Caprimulgidae. The coding region runs from base 9 to 956 and encodes 315 amino acids.